UUUUCUACGGGCUGGUGACGUCACGCCUGGUCAGUAUGGCGGCCGGCGUCCUGGAAAGAGCAGGGAUGUGGUGGCUGGUGAUGGCGGCGCUGUGUUGGGUGGUGAACGGGCAGGAUUCUCUGUACGGAGCCCAGGACCCCGGUAUACACAUUCUAGACCGGAGGACAGUGAAUGCCGCUCUGUACAAUUCCUCCUCCGCCUGGCUGCUAGAGUUCUACUCCUCUUGGUGCGGACACUGUAUCAGUUACGCCCCCACCUGGCAAAGCCUGGCCGCGGACGUGCAGGACUGGCAUCCGGCAAUAAAGAUUGGUGUGUUAAACUGUGCCGAUGAGGAAAAUACAGCCAUCUGCAAGGACUACGGUGUCCAGUUCUACCCAACGUUUCGGUUUUUUAGUGCACUUACAAAGGAUUUUACACAAGGUGAAAACUACAAAGACUCUGACAGACAGGUUCAGACAGUGCGCUGUGGGAUUAUAGAUUAUCUACAGGCUGCCCCCAAGGAACACCAGCAUCCUGUUUACCAUGCUCUGGGGCCAAUUAGCUCAAGUGAUAUCAGCUCUCUCCUUGGUCGAAAGGAACCUCACUACACUGCUAUCAUUUUUGAGAGUGAGAAGUCCUAUAUUGGGCGGGAGGUAAUAAUGGACUUGAUGCAGUAUGAAAACAUUUUGGUGCACAGAGCGUUAAGUUCAGAUAAGGCUGUGUUAGAGACGCUUGGUAUUGUCUCUGUUCCAUCAUGUUACCUGAUCUACCCCAACGGUACGCACGGAUUAAUUAACAUCGUUAAACCUCUGCGAUCCGUCUUCUCCUCUCAUCUUAAAUCUCUGCCUUCUAUAAGGAAGAAGGCAGGGGCACGCUCUGACCUUCCAGCAAGGUUGGUCCCAGAGGUUGUCAAAGAGGAGGUCGUCUGGAAAGAAUAUGACAAGUCCAAGAUUUACACAGCCGACCUGGAAUCAGGGUUGCAUUACCUCUUGCGAGUUGAACUGGCCACCCACCAGACACUUGAGGGGGAGAAACUGAAAGCAUUCAAAGAUUUUAUAACCAUCCUGCAUAAGCUGUUCCCAGGGCGCCUCCAUGUAAUGAAGUUGCUGGAAACACUGCAGGAGUGGCUAGUCAGUAUGCCUCUGGACAAGAUUCCUUAUGAUGCCAUCCUGGAUAUAGUCAACAACAAAAUGCGGAUUUCUGGAAUCUUCCUCACAAACCACAUCCAGUGGGUGGGCUGUCAAGGCAGCAGAUCCCUGCUGAGAGGAUACCCUUGUUCCCUGUGGAAACUCUUUCACAGUUUGACCAUACAAAGUGCCACACAGCCUGAAGCCCUGGCUAAUACUGCUUUGCAAGGUGACCCCCAUGCGGUGCUGAAGGUCAUGAGGAGGUAUAUCUGGGAAUUUUUCGGCUGUCGUGAGUGUGCGCAGCAUUUUGAAGCGAUGGCAAAAGAGUCUAUAGACACUGUGAAAACUGCAGACGAAGCGGCCCUGUGGUUAUGGCAGAAACACAACGUGGUCAAUAAUAGACUGUCUGGCGCGCCGAGUGAAGACCCGAAAAGCCCAAAAGUCCAGUGGCCAACACCUGACCUUUGCCCCGCAUGCCAUGAAGAGGAGGGUGGUGUCCAUAGCUGGAAUGAAAAGGAAGUUCUUGCCUUUCUUAAGCAACAUUAUGGUAGCAAAUACAUCUCCCUGCAGUAUGCUGACCCAAACACUGAACGGUAUGACCUAGAAGAUGGAAAAAGUGACAAACUCCCUACAAAAAGUCUAGGAAACGAUAACGACUCCGAAAAAGACAAGCAUCGCAAUCACCCUAGACCUGAAUUCUUAGACAAGUUAAUUCAAAAUCAACCAAACAGAAGCAAAAAUUCCAACCAGCAUCCUGAAGACAGCAAAACGCCUGUCACUUUUCUAGGCAUUGGCUUCUCCAACAUAGAUAUGAGUCUUUGUGUGGUCCUUUAUAUAACAUCUUCAUUAUUCCUUAUGGUUAUGUACUUUUUCUUCAGAGUCCGCUCGAGACGGUGGAAAAUUAGAUACAACAGACCUUAUGUAUAAGUGUGUGUAUGUUUUUGUUUUUUAAUUUAAAGUGUCUCGCCAUUGACUUAAGACCACAAGCGUUUUGUACUAUUUGCAGAACCAAGUCUGGUGAUCAGGGAUAUGUUUUAAUCUACAUUUUAACUCCUUAAACUGUUCUGACGGUGCUGCUGAGCAAAGUAUUUGUGGCUUGUUCAAAUUGCCUAUUUUUUAUAACCUGUGGCAAACAUAGCAAUUAGGCCAUUUUGAAGAGUUUUUAAUAUGUCCAUCCAGGAAGCCUUUGUUUAGAGUCUUGUGGCCUUUACCACCAGCUUGGACAUGCUUCAGAUCUAUAACUUGAAUUUGAGGGGCUGCCUGCUGUAAAACACAACGUGACAUUCCCUUCAGCUCGUGAACUUUUUGAAAAUU
Messenger RNA from Nanorana parkeri, 2420 nucleotides. It is a transcript of the gene QSOX2, whose product is annotated as quiescin sulfhydryl oxidase 2. The record is from RefSeq and is a predicted model, not a curated record. Gene Ontology annotation, molecular function: flavin-dependent sulfhydryl oxidase activity; protein disulfide isomerase activity. Gene Ontology annotation, cellular component: Golgi membrane. Lineage: Eukaryota; Metazoa; Chordata; Amphibia; Anura; Dicroglossidae. The transcript has 12 exons. Bases 36 to 2033 code for a protein of 665 amino acids. Gene Ontology annotation, biological process: protein folding.